GACACUUUCCCGUAUCCAGGGUCACACUGCAAGAAUACUCAAGACUGCAUUGCUGAAAUCUCAGCAGAUUCUCUAUCACAGAGGGCUUUGGCAACUAAACCAAGUCAUUGAGAAGAAAGUACCAGAUGCCAGUCUGCAAGUUCUACUAACUAGUAUUACCGGAGACACUCAUUUCCUUCAGAAUCAACAGAAUAACCAGGACCAUGGACACAUCUGGUGUCAACACCACCUCAGCCAAUACCACCUUCUCCCCUGGGAUCAGGAGCCUGUGCAGCAGAGACUACAAGAUCACCCAGAUUCUCUUCCCAUUGCUCUACACUGUCCUGUUCUUUGCUGGGCUCAUUACGAACAGCUUGGCAAUGAGGAUUUUCUUUCGGAUCCCCAGUAAAUCCAACUUCAUCAUUUUUCUUAAGAACACAGUCAUCUCUGAUCUUCUUAUGAUUCUAACUUUUCCAUUCAAAAUUCUUAGCGAUGCCAAACUGGGAGCCGGGCAUCUGAGAACCCUGGUGUGCCAAGUUACUUCAGUCACAUUUUAUUUUACAAUGUAUAUCAGUAUUUCAUUCCUUGGACUGAUAACCAUCGACCGCUACCUGAAGACCACCAGGCCAUUUAAAACUUCCAGUCCUAGCAAUCUCUUGGGUGCGAAGAUUCUUUCUGUUGUCAUCUGGGCCUUCAUGUUCUUACUUUCACUGCCUAACAUGAUUCUCACCAACAGAAGGCCAAAAGAUAAGGACAUAACAAAAUGUUCUUUCUUAAAGUCAGAGUUUGGUCUGGUCUGGCACGAAAUAGUCAAUUACAUCUGCCAAGUCAUUUUCUGGAUUAAUUUUUUAAUUGUCAUUGUUUGUUACAGCCUCAUUACAAAAGAACUCUACAGGUCCUAUGUCAGAACAAGGGGUUCAGCCAAAGUGCCCAAGAAAAAGGUGAACGUCAAAGUUUUCAUCAUCAUUGCUGUGUUCUUUAUUUGCUUUGUUCCCUUCCAUUUUGCACGGAUCCCCUACACCCUGAGCCAGACCCGGGCUGUCUUUGACUGCAGUGCCGAGAACACUCUGUUCUACGUGAAGGAGAGUACCCUGUGGUUAACAUCCUUGAAUGCCUGCCUUGAUCCAUUCAUCUAUUUUUUUCUUUGCAAGUCUUUCAGAAAGUCCUUGACCAGCAUGCUGAGGUGCUCAAAGUCUGCACCAACAUCUGGGGCAAACAAGAACAAAGGACAGGAAGGUGGAGACCCAAGCGAGGAGACCCCAAUGUAGAGCAUUACCCCAGGGGCUGCUUCAGUCUUUAGUGUCCAGGCUCCUCCAAGGAAAUCACCGCACAAAUAUAUAUUAACAUUCACUAAAAGGAAGCUGAGUUAAUGACCCUUUAAAUAAGCAAUCCCUGUACAUACAUGGGAAAAACCCUAGUCUAUAGGCAUAUAGUAAACUACAUCCCAUUACUAUACUGCAGGCAAACCAC
Molecule: messenger RNA, 1449 nt
Organism: Arvicanthis niloticus (Nile rat)
Lineage: Eukaryota; Metazoa; Chordata; Mammalia; Rodentia; Muridae
Gene: P2ry12
Product: purinergic receptor P2Y12
Biological process (GO): blood coagulation; G protein-coupled receptor signaling pathway
Cellular component (GO): membrane
Molecular function (GO): G protein-coupled purinergic nucleotide receptor activity
Source: RefSeq, a predicted model, not a curated record